Messenger RNA from Dentiscutata erythropus, 449 nucleotides. The record is from the annotation of a GenBank genome assembly. Lineage: Eukaryota; Fungi; Glomeromycota; Glomeromycetes; Diversisporales; Gigasporaceae.
AAAAAUUCCAAAUUGCAAAUAAUUCACAAGUUUUAGAAAGAACCAUUUUUAAUAGUUUAAUUAAUGAUUUAGAAUAUGUUCUAGAGGAAGAUGUUGAAAGUAUAGGAUUGACAAAUGAAAGUCUUAUAUUUGAUGAUAUUGAAGCAGAAAGUAUUAACAAAGAUGAAUUGGAUUAUAAUAUAGAAAUUAACCCUUUUCUUUUUGAUAAGAUCAGCUUUGAAAGAGCACGGGCAUUAGCAAAAGCAGAUGAAAAUAGUGAUACAAUUUUUUUAAAUAAUGUAAGCGAUAAUAGUGAUGAAUUAACAUCAUCAGAAUUUAAUUUAGAAUCAACUACGUCUAACUCAAGCUUAAAAUUAGGUCACAUAGAUUUAACAAAUCUAGAACAUAAACAUGAAGUUAACUCUGAAACUGCUAUAGCUUUUGGAAAAGCACUAGGGAAUGCAACGUGA